Pocillopora verrucosa is the source of this 1500-nucleotide messenger RNA. Its product is annotated as probable UDP-sugar transporter protein SLC35A4. NCBI's taxonomy places the organism in Eukaryota, Metazoa, Cnidaria, Anthozoa, Scleractinia, Pocilloporidae. Gene Ontology annotation, molecular function: pyrimidine nucleotide-sugar transmembrane transporter activity. Gene Ontology annotation, cellular component: Golgi membrane. Gene Ontology annotation, biological process: pyrimidine nucleotide-sugar transmembrane transport. The record is from RefSeq and is a predicted model, not a curated record.
AGAAUGAGAAUGGUUGACAAAGAAACAGGUGUUAUCCUUUGGCUUGAGCAUGUGUGUGGCUCUUCUUUAGAUUGCGAACGUUUUUCUGAGCAUUUUUCGGGACGUUUUUCUGCGAAAAUUGCUACAAUUUAUUUUGGUCAUGAUUAUGUCAAGAUCAGAGCAGUUCUCUAAUUCUCUUAUGAAAGUUCUAUGGAAAGUCAUGAUUGUUUCAGGAGUAUUGAUCUAUGGAUCUCAUGCUAUAUUGAUCAACUUGUGUAAAAAUGAAAAUGGGAAAAUUCCAUUCAGUUCUGCAUCAGUGGUCUUGUUGAGUGAAGUCAUGAAGUUUGUCUUCUCUGUUGCCUUCCUAAUUCCAGAGAUGCUGCGUGGUGCUGUGCAUUUUCUGCCAUUAAAAACCCUUGUGUUCUUUUCCAUCCCUGCUCUUCUGUACUGCAUCAGUAACAACACAGCAGUACAUGUGCAAGUUUACCUUGAUCCAGCAAGCUUUCAGGUCCUGUGUAAUUUUAAGAUAGGAAUCGCAGGCAUUCUCUACUGGCUUGUUAUCAGAAUGAGCAUUUCAGAGAAGUAGUGGAUUGCACUUGGACUGAUUACUUUAGCUGGGUGUUUUAACAGUUAUGGCGGACUGAAAAAUGCUCAGGACAUAAUACAAGUGCGUAACUAUGUUAAAAACAGUGGAAAGCAGAUUUACGUUACUGUUACUGGCAUCCUCUUGAUGAUAUUUUACUGCACAAUGUCAGGACUGGCUGGAAUUUCAACAGAAUACAUCUUGAAGAGGCAGUAUAAGGUUUCUAUUCACUUGCAAAACACUUUGAUGUAUUUGUAUGGAAUCAUUUUCAAUCUUUUGGCUUACACUUCAACAAAUCACUCAGCAGGAACCAUCUAUGACACAUCUGCGGGAUUUUUUCAUGGUUAUUCAAAGUGGACUGUGGUGAUCGUUUUCUGCCAGGCCACAAAUGGAGUUAUUUUAUCAGCGGUUAUGAAACACUCCAGUAACCUGAUCCGUUUGCUAAUCAUAGCUUGUGCAAUGAGCGUCAAAGCCUUGUCCAUGGCUAUAUUCUCACUACAGCUCAACCUCUACUUCAAUGUUGCUUUCAUUUUAGUCAUUGUUGCUUUGAAACUCUAUCACAGCUGAGGUAAGGGAGUAAAAUUAACAACUUGUGAAAGAGAGUUAUUUCAUAGGGUGUGUUUCUUAAGCUAGUGAAAAUAGCAGAGUAAAAGAACGAGUUUAAUUAUCCGAGAGAAUUCCUUAAACUGAACCAUGCAACAAUUUCUGAUGAUUAAUUUUAAUGUAUUGUAAUGUAUUAUAAAAUAUUCGUAGCUUGUAUAAUUGUUUUGUUUUUUUCAUCUCUGUAAGGAAGCACUGUGAGCUUAAAGAAUUUUGUUAACAAAAGAAAAAACGACUGUACUUCUUUAUCGAAACAUUAUAGAUGAGGCGGUGGAGUUCGAAAGUAGUCAUAAAUUUAUCAUUCUGUGCUUUUAGUUUGUACAUAUUUUGCCACUGAA